UGGCUUCUGUCCAUUCCGAGGACGAUGGCUGCAACGCAUGGCUGUCUGAGGUCGCUUCGUCCUGCUCCCCUCCUCUCCUCCUCCUCCGCUGCAGCAGCAGCAGCACCGAAGCAGCUAUUCCACUAUCCAUGUCCUUCUCGCACUUCACUCCCCAUUUCGAGAAGGGAUGCGCUUCUGAUAUCUGUUCUGCCCCUCAGCUUCAUUGCGCUCCCCCUUCCUUCGCAAGCCAGGGAGAGAAGAGGAAGGAAGGCCAUCGCUCCCGAGGAGUACUCCACCAGCCCUAAUGGUCUGAAGUAUUAUGAUCUUAUUGAGGGGAAGGGCCCGAAAGCUGAGAAAGGUUCCACAGUUCAGGUACAUUUUGACUGCAUCUAUCGAGGAAUUACAGCCAUCUCAAGUCGUGAAUCUAAACUUCUAGCUGGCAAUCGCGUUAUUGCACAGCCUUAUGAAUUUACUGUCGGGUCGCUACCUGGUAAGGAAAGAAAGCGUGAGUUUGUGGAAAAUGCAAAUGGCCUCUAUUCAGCCCAGGCUGCACCAAAACCCCCUCCAGCUCUGUAUUCAAUAACCGAAGGAAUGAAAGUAGGAGGGAAGAGGACUGUGGUCGUUCCUCCCGAGCUCGGUUAUGGAAAAAAAGGAAUGAAUGAAAUACCACCUGGAGCUGAUUUUGAAAUGAAUGUGGAGCUUUUGGAAGUGAUACCUCCAGGAGAAAAGUAAACCAUGUUCUGAAAAGAGCACUGUUUCUUCUAUGUUUUUCCAUAUAUGUAUAUUUUAUGAUUUCUUCAGUACUAAUUUCCUCUUUCAGUGGAAAUAAAGAGCAUCAUUCUGUGUUAGUAAACCUAUUCUUAAGCAAGAGAAAGGUCAAUAGAUCUUUUUUGUUAACCCUGCAAACUAGAAUGUUGAAAUUUUUGCUAGCAAGUUGAGCUACUUCAAUGUUGUACUUCAACAAGAAAUCAGAAAUUUUGGUUUCUAUGACAAUACAUUUCAAGUUGAGCUA
This is a messenger RNA of Musa acuminata AAA Group (dessert banana), 991 nucleotides long. RefSeq names its product peptidyl-prolyl cis-trans isomerase FKBP18, chloroplastic-like. Lineage: Eukaryota; Viridiplantae; Streptophyta; Magnoliopsida; Zingiberales; Musaceae. Gene Ontology annotation, molecular function: peptidyl-prolyl cis-trans isomerase activity. The record is from RefSeq and is a predicted model, not a curated record. Gene Ontology annotation, cellular component: chloroplast thylakoid lumen. Bases 25 to 711 code for a protein of 228 amino acids. The transcript is spliced from 6 exons.